AUGAUUUUACUGUUGUACCUGAAAUAUUAAACUGUAAAACAUACAUUCAUAAUUGUUUAUAAUGUUUGUUAUCUCCUGAAUCAACUUUAAAAUGCAUAAUAUACUCAGAAGGAUACACAACUUCUAACUCAAGUGGAGAUUGCUAUAAACAUGAUCUAACGAAUUCAAUAAUAGUAAUUGAGGCAUAUCUCAUUAAAUAAUGGUUGGAUUUAAAGAAUUUAAAGUUUUAUGAUGCAAUACUUACCAAAUAAAUACUUUUAUCCUAAAUCAUAUAUUAAAGGGAGAAUUGUGUAAUUUCAUGGAGGCUAUAAAUAAGGCGGAUAAUCUAUAUGUGAUAAAUUUUGUGGUUUAUCCUGUUUAACAAAUGCGGAUGAGUUUUAUUUUGCAAAAUGCCCUUUGAACUAUUAAUAACAGCCUAUAAGCCUAUAAGCCUAUAAGAGAUUAAUAAAAGGAGAGUGUUCCUAGUACACUUAACUAUGCUAAAUAUGUUAAAGUAGAACUACAGAUGAGAUUUAUGUAAUUUAUAAUCAUUAUUAAUAUAGAUCGCAUAACCUAGUUAUGUUUUAGAUGAUUCAAAUUAUAUUUAGACCAAGAAAUGUUUAAGGCCGAUUAAAAAUUGAAAUAUAAUUUAUGAUUUCUUAUUUGCAAAGUGCCAGGUAUUGCUUAGAAUCAAAUUGUCUAAAUUAGCUUUUUUAUGAAUAAAAAUUUCUAUAUUUUGGAUACAUUGUUGUAUUUUGGCCUUUUGUCUAUGACUAUGGUAUUUAUUUUUAAUACGAAAUUUAGGGCUCAUUUGUGGAAUAAGAUAAAUAUAAUUGCACAUAAUAUCAGUUAUCUAAAAUAAUAGAUACAUUAUUCUAUGAGUUUAUAAAUGCAAUAUAUAGUCUUUCUCCCUAAGCCUUAUAAAAAUCAAAGAUAUUCUCUCUACAUUAAAUCAAUUUUGAAUUAAUAUCUUUUAAUACAUUACUUAUAAGACCUCUAUAUUCAAUUAACAUUAGCAAUUUUUAUUAGAUUGAGAUAAACCAUUUAUUUACUCAAUCAAGUGCAUUCAUUAUCUAAAAUUAUAAUAGCAGAGUGGAUUUAAAUAAUUGA
Molecule: messenger RNA, 1089 nt
Organism: Paramecium octaurelia
Lineage: Eukaryota; Ciliophora; Oligohymenophorea; Peniculida; Parameciidae
Source: the annotation of a GenBank genome assembly